AUGGCAAUCACGCUCUUCAAAGCCAUCUCGGCCGUCGGCCUGAAAACCACCGCCUUUUUGCAGUCGCUCUUUCUGUUUCCUUUCAACGCCUUCAUGCAAGCGCUGCAACGUUUUCCUCCUUUUCGCCAAACGACCCAGCCAACCCUUCCUUAUUGGACCUCUGGCUCAACCUCUGGCUCCUCUUCGUCCUCCUUCUUGAGGGAAACCCACAACGACGACGCUGGCACCGACAGCCACCGCAACGAGACCGACAUGGCCGUCACCUCAUCCUCGUCUGCCGGCCCUGAGUCGCAAACGCAGGACCGAACUGGCUCCAAAGUGGCCGCUCCUCAACCGCACACUGCUCUCGUCCGAAAAGAGAACUUGCCAUCAGCAGUUGAUUCCCCAACCAAGGGCCUGUCCCAGCUCACCGACAAACUAUCGCGCUUGGAACUCGAUGGUUCUGGAAGAGCAGCAACAGCAUCAUCGUCGAUGUCGCUUCGGGAUGUGGCAAAUGGGACAGGGAGCGCCGCGAAAGACGGAGUGGCCAAGCAAGCUGUCCAGGACGCCGCGUUGCUGAAGCAGCAUGUCCUGGACGGCGGCGUCAACGGCAGCUCUGACAAGGAGGUGCCGCGGACGCCUCCGGUUCCGCUGACGCACUCGGUCUCCCAGACUAGUAGGCCGAAGGGGACUGCGACAACGACGAUUGAGCUGGGCGGCGAGACGGUGCUGAUUCAGUCAAAGAUCGAGACGCCCGAGCAGGCAGCCGAGAGGGCCAUGCACAGCCGGUUUAUGAGGGAGGCUCUGGAUAUGGCCAGACUUGCUCUCAAAACUAAUGAGACGCCAGUCGGCUGCGUGCUCGUGUACAAGGGGCGCAUCAUCGCCAAAGGCAUGAAUGCGACCAACGUCACCCGGAACGGGACGCGGCAUGCUGAGCUCAUGGCCAUUUGCGCCCUGCUUUCCUACGCGCCUUCGUCCGACGUCGAGCCAGCCAGACACCCAGACAAAGGGACCGCAACCAGGAUGCCACUUGGCGACAGGACGAACCAAGCCCAAGAUGCCGAGGAAACCAGCACCUGGGGAGACGUGGACCCCAAGGACGGCCAUCUGUAUCCUUACGGCCAGAAGCUCCAUCCCUCUCCGCGCGUGGACCCAUCCGUCAUUACUGAGUGCACGCUGUACGUGACUGUCGAGCCGUGCGUCAUGUGUGCCUCGCUGCUGCGGCAGCUCGGCAUCAAGAAGGUUUAUUUUGGCGCCGUCAACGACAAGUUCGGCGGCACUGGCGGUGUGUUCCGCAUCCACAAGAACUCGCCGCACUCGAUGGCCUCGGCCCCUCCGUCGCCUGUGCCGCAGAACGGCAAGGGCUUGGCGAGGCCGAUCCUCGAGCGCCUUCCUGCUUCCACCGAUGCCAUCACCAAGGAGCAGAAUCCUAUUAUGCAGGAUGAUAACAACCAAAAUAACGUCGUGGUUACUCCUAUUGACUGCUCCAGUCUCCCUGGCGAUGGCGGGAAUAUUGAGCGUGGUUUCGAGGCGGAGGGGGGAUGGGGCCGUGAUGAGGCGGUGACCUUGUUGAGGCAGUUCUACGUCCAGGAGAAUAACAGAGCGCCUGUCCCGAGAAAGAAGGAAGGUCGCGCUGCUCGUCUGGCGGCCAUGAUGGAGCGCGAUGGUCACGGCGGUGGCCCUCUGAGUGACUCUGGCGCUACGACCAAGUCCGAGGAGAAUUCUGGAAUGGAUACGCCGCCCGUCGCACAAGAGUCAGCGGUUGAGAGAGCUGCCCAGUCCACUGCGGCUUGA
Molecule: messenger RNA, 1773 nt
Organism: Parathielavia appendiculata
Lineage: Eukaryota; Fungi; Ascomycota; Sordariomycetes; Sordariales; Chaetomiaceae
Product: cytidine deaminase-like protein
Exons: 3
Coding region: 1-1773 (590 amino acids)
Biological process (GO): tRNA wobble adenosine to inosine editing
Cellular component (GO): nucleus; cytoplasm
Molecular function (GO): tRNA-specific adenosine-34 deaminase activity
Source: RefSeq, a predicted model, not a curated record